Molecule: messenger RNA, 918 nt
Organism: Aspergillus pseudonomiae
Lineage: Eukaryota; Fungi; Ascomycota; Eurotiomycetes; Eurotiales; Aspergillaceae
Exons: 1
Coding region: 78-290 (70 amino acids)
Source: RefSeq, a predicted model, not a curated record
GGAAAGAAAGCUGCAGGCCGCGAACGGCCCUCUUCCCCCACCCCCCUUCAGCGCUUCUUCCCGUCGUUCAUGAGAGGAUGCUUUCUUCCUCGAGGCGUGAUAGUGAGAGACCGAAAAAAAGACGUGGCGUUUGCCACUAUUCUGGAAAGUUACAAACCGUUCGAAUUUCUUGCAGUAAGGUUGGGCAGGUGUACUUCAGGUACCAGCCCAUCAGUACUACUGGGUAUUCACGGCCUCGAGAGUCGCUUAGCGGCAUCUCGUACUUUCUGAUAUUCUUAUCUUGCAUGUGAAGCUCACGUAUGAUUGCAGGGCCACGCAGCGUAUCGCGUGGCACUAACUCCUUACCUCGACGCACCUUAGACAAUAUCUCAAGUGGAUCAGGUCAUCUUCUGAUAGCAAUCACUGAUAAACCGAUAAUGACUGAAUAAUGAGGUACUUACCAGAUUGGGGAGAUAAGCUCCCAGCAAAGUCAGUACAGUACAAUACUAGGUAGACGGGUCCAUGUCGACACAUAACUCCACUUAUUGAAUCAGUUUGACGGCAACUAACAGAGAAAAGAAAUUAACCUUUUCCCGUUCGGAAAAUAACAUUUGCCAUUCAUGCUAACAACCAAACCGUAACCGCUUUCAUUUGAACCUGCCGCCAAGUGACUUUCUUGGUAAAUCAAGCUCAAGCACAAACUCGUAUGAGAAGUCAAUCACGCGAUACAGUUCACGGUCUCUGCUGACCCAAGAACGAGAGAUUCUAGACGGUGGCGUUGAAAAGUUACUUGACGGCGAUGUACCUUAGCUGAGUGUAGUACGGGAAGCAACCAUGUUCACUGCUGGCUCAGCCGCCCGAGUGGCCUACGGCGUACGAAUUUAGGCCCACUAGGUAAAAUGGACGGGGAUGAGUUGGCAAGAAAAGCAAGGGGAUGAG